This is a messenger RNA of Monopterus albus (swamp eel), 636 nucleotides long. RefSeq names its product cytochrome P450 3A40-like. The transcript has 5 exons. Lineage: Eukaryota; Metazoa; Chordata; Actinopteri; Synbranchiformes; Synbranchidae. Gene Ontology annotation, molecular function: oxidoreductase activity, acting on paired donors, with incorporation or reduction of molecular oxygen, reduced flavin or flavoprotein as one donor, and incorporation of one atom of oxygen; steroid hydroxylase activity; iron ion binding. The record is from RefSeq and is a predicted model, not a curated record. Bases 114 to 626 code for a protein of 170 amino acids.
GGAGAUGCAGUCUCUGAACUCCUCCCACAACAGUUCAAAUAAAGCUGACUUGUUCCCAGUGCUUUUCCUUAUUUCUCCUGUAGCUCGUGUCAGGCUCUUACUGCAACGAAGUCAUGAUGUUUGUGUUUACGCUGUUUUCAGCAACCACCUGGACUUUGCUGGCUCUGGUUUUCACCCUGUUAUUGCUGGAUGGCGUUUGGCCAUACAGGUUUUUCAGAAAGCUGGGAAUUCCAGGACCAAGGCCUCUGCCUUUCAUUGGAACAAUGCAUUACUUGAAGAAGGGAAUCCUUUCUUUCGAUCGUGAGUGCCAAGCCAAGUACGGGGAUGUUUGGGGGUUGUAUGAUGCACGUUCACCAAUUUUAAUGGUGGCAGACCCUGAGAUUAUUAAAACUGUGAUGGUGAAGGAGUGCUACUCUGUGUUUACCAACCGCAGGGACAACACUGUAGUGUCCGGACCUAUGGAGGAUGCAGUUUCAGUAGUUAAAGAUGAAAGGUGGAAAAGAAUUCGGAGCACUGUGUCUCCAUGCUUCACCAGUGGAAGAGUCAAACAGGUUGGUGUCAUACCUGAGCUCACCAAUCACUUCUGCAUUAAGCCUCCAGAUGUACAAUCGGAUACAAGCAGAUAAACAGCACCUC